AUGAAAUUACAUAUAUUACUGCUUAUAAUCCAAGUUUGGACGAUGGUUAGCUUCGCCCAGACGAUUACUUUGGGCGCAAUGGAAGGAAAAUCAGACUCUGAUACCUCGGGUACAGUGUACAUAUUCGACCAAAAUGUUCAGUCAAAUACUUAUUUGCUUCAUCUUCCUUCAACUUAUAAUUCUACACGUACAGCUACCCAAGCAUCAUUAAGUUAUUCUGAAGAUGCUCUUCUAUCGCAACUUAUGGACGCAUCAUCUGCCUCUUCAAUAAAAACAUCUACGAUCAGAGGUAAGAUAUCUUCUGAAUUCUCAACAAAUACAUUAGCAUCUUCAUCAAACUUAGAGGAAAAUUCAAUCAGUUCUUCUGUUAAUUCUAAAGUAUCAAGUCCUACGAGGGAGAAUAUAGUGAAACAUACAUCAAAUGCAAACUCUACAUCAACAAAUGCCUCAUUCUCAUCAAGUAGAGGGGAUGGUAACAUAGUUACGAUACCCAUUUUCUUUACAUCAUUAAUGGGACUCAUGGCAUUCAUCCUAUAG
This is a messenger RNA of Naumovozyma dairenensis CBS 421, 537 nucleotides long. RefSeq lists its product as uncharacterized. The transcript has a single exon. Bases 1 to 537 code for a protein of 178 amino acids. The record is from RefSeq and is a predicted model, not a curated record. Lineage: Eukaryota; Fungi; Ascomycota; Saccharomycetes; Saccharomycetales; Saccharomycetaceae.